Messenger RNA from Penicillium macrosclerotiorum, 1986 nucleotides. Its product is annotated as fungal specific transcription factor domain-containing protein. The transcript is spliced from 5 exons. The coding region runs from base 1 to 1986 and encodes 661 amino acids. NCBI's taxonomy places the organism in Eukaryota, Fungi, Ascomycota, Eurotiomycetes, Eurotiales, Aspergillaceae. Gene Ontology annotation, molecular function: zinc ion binding; DNA binding. The record is from RefSeq and is a predicted model, not a curated record. Gene Ontology annotation, cellular component: nucleus. Gene Ontology annotation, biological process: DNA-templated transcription.
AUGGAGGCUGUUGUUAAUCUCUUCUUUGAUCUGGUUCAGCCGUGGAUUCCGAUAUUCCAUGAGAGAAGAUUUCGCCAGCGACUGAAAAGCCCAGAAGAUCGGCCAGCCUUGGAGGUUGUUCUUCAUGCAAUGGUCGUUGCAUUACUGAAACAUGUCUACCCUCGAGAGCUCAUUGAAAACUUGGGUGAUAUAGACACGAUUUGUGAGCGAUCACGGAAAAUUGCUGUGUUGACUGCGAUGGAUGCUCUUUAUGUUGAAAAUCUCCAAGCUCUUAUCAUUAUCUGCUUCGAAGAUAUUGGUUCCGGCAGACUCUCCCGUGCAUGGCCUAUCGUUGGCUCAUUGACGAGAACAGUGGAGUAUUUACAGCUGAGUGUCGAAUCAGAAGGCCAUGAUCAAGGUCCAAUGUUGCAACCUCGACCCUCUCUUCCUCAAGCCAGGGAUUGGGUCGAAGAGGAGGAGAGGCGACGUGUAUUUUGGACUAUCUUUAUCCUAGACAGAUUUUGUUCCGUUACAACAGGAUGGAAUACCAGCCUAACGUCAAAUGAUGUCCAUCGGCGCCUUCCUGCGGAUGGGGGCUUAUGGCAUAAUGAAGAAGCAGUCAUUACACCAUUCUUUGGAAUCUGGGAUCGUUCUGCAGGGAAAAUCGGAAGACUGAUUGCUUUUCUCCCCACCGACUAUAAUUCCACAGAGUCUUCGAGCAGCGAAUUCCCUUCAACACAGGGAAACAGUUGUAUUCCGACAAAAUUGAAUGAAAAGGUUGAUAUGUCAACCGUCGGAGCUUUUGCUUAUAGAGUUGAAGCCACCGAGUCAUUGAGCAGGGUAACUACUUUUUUUCUGCAGCAAAAGAUAAACUAUCGCGACCGACAAGAAAUGGGUAGCUGGCUCAUGCGAUUCAAGGAGCUAGAUUUACGCUUGGUCAGCUGGAAGAUGUUCCUGCCGCAAAAAUGGAAGGAUUCCAAUAUAUCUCGCCAGCCAGCUGUAGUGACGAUGGACCCAAAUCUGACGCUCGCACAUAUCACCCACAAUACAUCCAUGAUUCUACUUCACCAAAGAAUUGCAUAUCCUCCUUUAGAAUGGCUGGAAGUUGUCAAGUUACCGAUUUUGUCAAGUGCAGAGACGUGCGAAUCUGCCGCCAGUGAGACUGCCAACAUAACCCAGAAAUUUCUGGACAACUCGCACCCGCAAAGCAUUGUAGACAACCAGUUUGCGUUUUGCGUUUUUGUUAGCGCAAGAGUUCUUUUAGGUUUGCUCAUUAUCUACCAAGUUCUAGUAUACGUUGAGAGAGUUGCUGAUUCGUCGGUAUUAUCUCUAGUACACUGGCGCUACUACAAGACACAGGACCUUCCUUCAGAUUAUCACACGCUCAUGAAGUUUCUUGACAUCAUGUCAACUCGAUGGGCAACUCCGAAUCGUGAUAGAAAUACUUAUCAGAAAAACUCUGCAGCCAAGUAUUUCAGCCAGCUCCAAGAAAUAUAUGAGAAAUGCCAGAAUGAUGAAACAUUUAUACUCGAUGUGCUAGGCUAUUCGAAUGAAAUUGAAUGGACUGGCCCUCCUCCAAAUCAUAAGAGAGAUAAUCAUCAAACAUCGGCAUCCCACGACGAGGAGACUUCGAAUACAACCGAUGCUACUUCAGUAUCCUCAUCUGACUCUCAACUAAGCCUUACUUCUCUUCAACAUGCCACAAAUAUGACGACUUACAGUGUCGACGGUUCCACGGCCGGCUUACACCACAGCCCUCACUCCCACACUCAUGGUAGAAGAGAACCAAACAUCUUCGGUCAAACGGUUGACGUUAAUCCUGAAAUCGGGCAACAUCAUACGAUAUCAGUUAAUUCUGUACCCACCAAUUUGAAUUAUAAUACGGGAAGCCCGGAUGAAUUGACUGCGGUCACUUCAAUUUUGCUGGACCAGCAAUAUUCAGAAAUGGACAGAAUCAUCAGUUUAAAUAACGCAUAUUUUGCGUCUGACGUCGCUUAUAUUCGGUAA